This is a messenger RNA of Quercus robur (English oak), 4213 nucleotides long. RefSeq names its product peroxisome biogenesis protein 1. Bases 159 to 3545 code for a protein of 1128 amino acids. NCBI's taxonomy places the organism in Eukaryota, Viridiplantae, Streptophyta, Magnoliopsida, Fagales, Fagaceae. Gene Ontology annotation, cellular component: cytosol; peroxisomal membrane; peroxisome. Gene Ontology annotation, molecular function: ATP hydrolysis activity; ATP binding. The transcript is spliced from 18 exons. Gene Ontology annotation, biological process: protein import into peroxisome matrix. The record is from RefSeq and is a predicted model, not a curated record.
AGCCUUUUGGACUUGUCCUCAUCAACAUCUGCGGACUGCGGUUCAUUUCAUUUGAUCACUCUCUCUCUCUGACUCUCUGUGUAUUCAAAAACCCUAAACCCAAAUCUCCAUCUCUUUCUCUUUGGUUGAAGCGUGAAUUGGGAAUUGGGAAUUGGGGGAUGGAGUUGGAGGUGAGGUUGGUUGGGGGAAUAGAGAAUUGCUUCGUAUCGCUCCCUUUUCCUCUUGUCCAAACUCUCGACUCCUCUUCCGCUCAUCUCCUCACCCUCGAGCUUCGCUCUCGCACCGGCCACCGCUGGUUCGUCGCCUGGUCCGGCGCCACCUCCACUUCCUCCUCCUCCGCAAUUGAGGUCUCCCAACAAUUCGCAGAAUGCAUUGCACUGCCAGAUCGUACCGCAGUUCAAGUUCGAGCCAUUUCCAAUGUGGCAAAGGCUACUCUAGUUACUAUAGAACCCCAUAGUGAGGAUGAUUGGGAAGUUUUGGAACUUAACUCUGAGCAUGCAGAGGCAGCUAUAUUGAACCAGGUCAGGAUCGUCCAUGAAGCAAUGAAAUUUCCUUUGUGGUUGCAUGGUCGCACUGUCACUACAGUCCGUGUGGUUUCAACCUUUCCCAAGAAAGGGGUGGUGCAACUUGUGGCAGGAACUGAAGUUGCAGUUGCUCCUAAGAGACGCAAGAAAAAUGGGAAUGCACAUGAAGGUCCUUACAUGCAAUCUUCUAUUAAAGAACAUCAUUUUGCAAGGGCACUAUUGCGCAUUCAAGAUCCAGACAGGAGAUUUAUUCACAAAAGUUAUGUUAAUGGUGUUGAGCUUGGUGUAGUGCUCACUUCUGUUGCUUUUAUUCACCCAGAAACUGCUCAAAGCUUCUCAUUAGAUUCUCUUCAGUUUGUUGUUAUAAUUCCAAGAUCAUCAUCAGAAGAAAGCUCAAAAAAUUCUGAUAAUGAUUCCUUUAGAAAAAGAAGCAGUUCACCUCCAGCGAACAGUGGAAAUUUAACUGAAAAGAAGAAAAUCCGUCAAGCAGUUGUUCAUCUUUUAAUUUCAGAAUCGGUGGCUAAAGGACAUGUAAUGUUUGCAAAGUCUCUUCGUUUGUAUUUGGGAGUUGGAUUGCAUUCAUGGGUUCACCUAAAGGGAUGUGAUGUUAAUUUGAAGAAGGAUAUCCCAUCUCUUUCACUUUCUCCUUGCCAAUUUAAGAAGCUCAGGAAGAAUAAAACUCUCGAGGAAAAUGGUCUAGAAGUGCUUGACAGCCAACACAGUCGCGAGGUAAAAAACAUGCUUCUGAAAACUAGCUCAGGCAACAAUGUGGAUCAUGUAGAUUGGUCAACCCAUGAUGAAGUUAUUGCUGCUCUUUCAUAUGAAUCUUCUUGUGAAGAGGAUGGGGAGGCUGCUUGUCAGUCCAACGGUGGAAAGGGAUUACAAGCACUUCUUCGGGCAUGGUUUCUUGCACAAGUCGAUGCCAUUGCUUCAAAUAAAGGAUCAGAAGUUAGUUCAUUGCUUUUGGGAAAUGAAACUUUGCUUCAAUAUGAGUUGAAAUGUUUCAAGCAGGGGAUUCAUGGAAUGGUACUGGCUUCAUCCAAUGGUUCUUUGGAAGAUGGAAAUAAGACUACCGACCUGCUCAUCGAUGUAUCGUAUUUAUUGAUUAUUUCUGAUGAAUCUCUUCAAGGUGGAAGAGUUAAUGCAUAUGAGAUUGCUUUUGAUCAAAGGAACAAUAGUUUGGAGGGUGCCCUUCAAAAUCUGAAUUUGAGGAACCCCGUCUCCGUCUAUUCUGUCCAAAAGAGAACCUCUGACAAAGACAUUAGUUCAGAUCUAUCUUCCUUGAGCUGGAUGGGGACAGCUGCAUCUGAUGUUAUUAAUAGGAUGGUGGUGUUGUUAUCCCCCUCUUCUGGGAUGUGGUUCAGUUCUUAUGAUCUUCCUCUCCCUGGACAUGUUCUAAUAUAUGGACCUACAGGUUCUGGAAAGACAUUAUUAGCAAGAGCUGUUGCAAAAUCCCUGGAAGAUCAUGAAGACCUUUUAGCACACAUUGUUUUUGUAUGUUGCUCUCGUCUUGCUUUAGAAAAGGCCUCGACCAUUCGACAAGAACUUUCCAGCCACAUCUCUGAUGCUUUAGAUCAUGCACCAUCAAUUAUCAUCUUUGAUGAUCUUGACAGCAUCAUUUCUUCUUCUUCUAAUUUGGAAGGAUCUCAACCGUCAACCUCUGUUCUUGCAUUAAUGGAAUUUCUAACGGACAUUAUGGAUGAAUACGGGGAAAAGAGGAAGAGCUCAUGUGGAAUUGGUCCUAUUGCCUUCAUAGCAUCUGUCAAGUCACUAGAGAAUAUACCGCAAUCAUUGAGCUCUUCAGGAAGGUUUGACUUCCAUGUUCAACUUCCUGCUCCUGCUGCCUCAGAACGCGGGGCUAUAUUGAAGCAUGAAAUUCAGAAGCGUUCCUUACAAUGUUCUGAUGACAUCUUGUUAGACGUAGCUUCCAAAUGUGAUGGCUAUGAUGCAUAUGAUCUGGAAAUACUGGUUGAUAGAUCUGUUCAUGCUGCCAUUGGUCGGUUUUUGCCUCCCCAUUCUGUGUUUGACAAGGAUGAAAAGCCUAGGUUAGUCAGGGAAGAUUUUUCCCAGGCAAUGCGUGAAUUCCUUCCAGUUGCCAUGCGCGACAUGACAAAAUCCGCUUCCGAAGUUGGACGCUCUGGGUGGGAUGAUGUUGGUGGUCUGAUUGACAUUCAGAACACUAUUAAAGAGAUAAUUGAAUUGCCUUCAAAGUUCCCAAAUACCUUUUCACAAGCUCCUUUAAGGUUGCGGUCAAAUGUUCUCUUAUAUGGGCCUCCUGGUUGUGGCAAGACACAUAUAGUGGGUGCUGCUGCUGCUGCUUGUUCCUUACGAUUUAUAUCAGUGAAAGGGCCUGAGCUGCUAAAUAAAUAUAUUGGUGCUUCUGAGCAAGCUGUUCGAGAUAUUUUCUCCAAAGCAAAUGCAGCCGCUCCAUGCCUUCUCUUUUUUGAUGAAUUUGAUUCUAUUGCCCCAAAAAGAGGGCAUGACAAUACUGGAGUAACUGAUCGUGUUGUUAAUCAGUUUCUGACUGAAUUAGAUGGCAUUGAAGUACUGACUGGUGUAUUUGUGUUUGCUGCUACAAGUAGACCAGAUUUACUUGACGCUGCUUUGUUGAGACCUGGUAGGCUAGAUCGGCUUUUAUUCUGUGAUUUUCCAUCUCAACAGGAGAGGUUGGAUAUUCUUACAGUACUUUCUAGAAAGCUGCCAUUGGAAAAUGACGUUGAAUUAGAUGCCAUAGCUCAUAUGACCGACGGAUUUAGUGGGGCUGACCUUCAAGCUCUGCUUUCAGAUGCACAGCUUGCAGCAGUUCAUGACCUUCUGGACAGUGCAGAUACCAGUGAGCCAAACAAAAAGCCAGUAAUAACCGAUAGUCUUUUGAAGUCUACUGCCAAUAAGGCAAGACCCUCUGUUUCGGAAACUGAGAAGCAGAGACUAUAUAACAUUUACAAAGAGUUUCUGGAUUCAAAAAGAUCUGUUGCUGCACAGUCAAGAGAUGCCAAAGGAAAGAGAGCAACCCUAGCAUGAAAAACAAGAAAGGUCUUCUAACCAGGGAAAGUGGAAUGUGCUAUAUGGUGUAUUAAACACCUCAAAGAAGGUAACCGAAUCUCUAUAUCUAGGUGAUAAUGGCAAGCCAUGUCAAAUUUAUGACCUAAUCAGAGAGUCGUUCAGGCAGGUGUACAUUGCUCCACAAAUUUCACAACAAUGGCGUCAAUCAAAACAGGUGGAUAUACGUUGCACCACGAUUUUGAAUUUUUACGAAGUAUAAUACAAAACCAAGACCAAAGGCGGAGGCCUAAAAACGUAGUCAUUGGAUCAAAAACAGGCAAGGGUUAUGCCACAAAGACAAUGUACGUGAUUAAAAAAAAUCAACAUUUUGUUUUAGUUGUAUAUGUCGAAAAGAGAUUCGGGUCCCUUGAUAAAUAUUUGAGGUAACUAUCAGUGAUGCUUUUCAUGUUAGGCACGGGGUGUUAGGCUUAUUAGUUGAUCUUGGUGAAUAUAAAUGAUGCUUUUAAUGGUGGGAAAUAAGGUUGUGACUCUAUUAGUAGUUCUCAAACCGCAUUAAGAUGAUCCAAUUUGUUCUACCUGUUUUGAUCUUAAGAUCUCUUGUAUUUUUUAAAAUCCAAUCCAUCACAAAACCGAAUGGAUUUGAACAUUCAACCAAUAUAUGUAAUCUAAAAGGUCAUGAUUAUUCA